Molecule: messenger RNA, 423 nt
Organism: Paramecium tetraurelia
Lineage: Eukaryota; Ciliophora; Oligohymenophorea; Peniculida; Parameciidae
Exons: 2
Source: RefSeq, a predicted model, not a curated record
AUGAUUGAAGUAAAAAAGGGAAAUUUUUUCAUACUUAACUAAGAAGAAAUUAGAGAGAAAAAUUCUUUUCUAAAAAAGAAUUUUAGACUUCAUUAAUAAUAAUAAUUAGUUACUUCUGAAUAAGCAAUUCUAUUUUUAAAAGGGGCAUUGCCUAAUUAUAAUAAUUUAUGGGCAAUCAUUUCUGAAUUGCAUCAAUUAUUACUAAAAUAUAGUGAAUUGCAUUUUUAAACUAUGCCGUAUAUGUUUUAAGCAGUAAAGUAAUAUUUAUAGGAUAUUACUUCAUCUACUCUUUACCAGAAUGAUAUGGAUCAUGAAAUAUCACAAUAAAUAGUUCUAGAAAAUACUCUAUUAUUUAGGAUCGUUGAAUUUGAAUUAGAAAAUUUACUAGGUAUGAUGGAUAGAGAUACUUAAUUCGACAAAUGA